CUAUAAAAAAUCUGGAGCCGAGCAGACGAGCAAGAGAAUCCAUCACUGGUAGGCGUCGGCCAGCAACUGCUCUACGAAAUUCGGCCAAAUUCACUUCCUCUGUGAAACAAAAGCCAGCAACAGCAGCAAUGAGGAGGGCUCACAUUCUCGCAGUCACGGCCGCCAUCGCCGUUGGGCUGGUCGCGCUGCAGAGCGGCGUCGGCGCGACCCCGGAGACGACGUGCAGGGCGGCGGCGAGCACCGACAAGCGCGUGGACUACCACUUCUGCGUGGCCAGGCUGAGCCAGCACCACGACAGCCCCGACGCCGACACGUGGGGCCUGGCCAAGGUGGCCGCCGACGUGGGCGUCCUGAUGGCCGGCAACGGGGUGUACGACAUCAAGCGCAUGCUGGCCGACAAGUCGCCGCCAGCGGCGCCAGUUGGGGCCAAGAAGAAGGCGCGGGCGGCGCUGGAGCAGUGCGAGGCGCUGUACGACAGGAUGGGGUCCGCGUUCGCCGAGGCGUACGACGGGAUCAGCAGGCGCGACUACGCGGCGGGGAAGGAGAAGGCGCGGGAGGCCCUGACCCUGGCGCACCGCUGCGGCGACGCCUUCGCCCGGGCCGGCGUCCAGUCGCCGCUGGCGAAGCAGAGCGCCGACUCCGUCGAGAUGGCCAUCGUCUGCACGGCCAUCACCAACCUCAUCCACUGAUGCCAUUUUACUCUGCUUGUGUUCCACCGACGCCUUCCGACGUUGUCUUGUGCGCUUGUGUUCGUCGUGUCUCUGGACAAUGCAGUACGUGUAAAUCGCGGUUCUUGAUGAUCGGGUGCUGUAGCGAACUAUUAGAAGGAAUAAAAUUAACCGCGUGAUUUUAUUGCAUCUAA
Messenger RNA from Brachypodium distachyon (stiff brome), 862 nucleotides. Its product is annotated as pectinesterase inhibitor 8. Lineage: Eukaryota; Viridiplantae; Streptophyta; Magnoliopsida; Poales; Poaceae. The record is from RefSeq and is a predicted model, not a curated record. The coding region runs from base 129 to 689 and encodes 186 amino acids. Gene Ontology annotation, molecular function: enzyme inhibitor activity. The transcript has a single exon.